Molecule: messenger RNA, 288 nt
Organism: Knipowitschia caucasica
Lineage: Eukaryota; Metazoa; Chordata; Actinopteri; Gobiiformes; Gobiidae
Source: the annotation of a GenBank genome assembly
AUGGAGGAGGUGAUGGAGGAGGUGAUGGAGGAGGUGAUGGUGGAGGUGAUGGAGGAGGUGCUGGAGGAGGUGAUGGAGGAGGUGAAGGAGGAGGUGAUGGUGGAGGUGAUGGAGGAGGUGAAGGAGGAGGUGAUGGAGGAGGUGAUGGUGGAGGUGAUGGAGGAGGUGAUGGUGGAGGUGAUGGAGGAGGUGAUGGAGGAUGUGAUGGAGGAGGUGAUGGAGGAGGUGAUGGAAGAGGUGAUGGAGGAGGUGAUGGAGGAGGUGAUGGGGUGGGGUAGGGUAGAGUAG